GUUGACCCGUUUGACCUUCCGGUACGCGGUGAAUUGGAUUAUUUAUUCACGCCUCUUAAGUCUCUGGCUUAAUUGUCUUGUGUAUAUAUUUCACAAGGAUGGUUGGUGGAUAUGCAGUCUUGCGCGAUAAGUCAGAAAAGACUAUCAAAUACAGGACUCCCAGGGGUAAAGAGGUUUGUUUGACAAGAGAAGUCUAUCUUCGGGAUGACAUACCAUGUAGAAGUUUGUCAUGCUCUCAGAUCGAGUGCCAUCAAGGUGGAUAUUGCUUACCAAAAGACUUAAAAACCUAUGUUUUAAUCGAUGGAUUUUAUGCUCUAAACUACUGGGAACUGUUUGAGCUUGAAGACAUAAAGGGUGUUAUUGUUUCACUGUCGUCAGUGAAUUUCGUUCAGCAACAGGCCUCGACGAAACGCCCAUACAAAAGAAUACGUUCAAGCCUUGAAGAUGCCAGCCAAACAUGCAUUUUAUUCGAUAAUGAGUUUAAUCGCUCCUGUUUUCGUCCUCCUUUUGCAGAUGAGAGCCUUAAAGAUUACACUACGAGGAUGAAUUGGGUUGCUGCUAACUGGUACAUACAUCACUUGAAAGGUCAUGUUUCACUAGUUUUCGUAACAGAUAACGAAAGUCGUGUCCACACUUAUUCAUCUGAAAUAAACACCACAUCGUGUAAAUUAACUGUCUUGGACCUACCAGGGUUUUUACAGAUGUACUACCCCACGCUCACAACUGCCAAACUUUUGUUUGAUUCUUUGGAUGUAUCACUUCGUUCUAUCCAAUCCAAAGACCACAAUUUACCAGAGCUCUCAAAAUCAGAAAAUCCUUCAGAGUCUUUGGACUCGUACAUCAUGCCUUCAGCGCCUUCUAUUGGUCACGUAUAUCCGGAAUAUUUACCUGAAUCGGCUUUAGCUGCCGGUUUACGGUCUGGACAAUUUUUGAAGGGCAUUCUUCACGUGUCACGUUUUCGACCGACUACUGAAGCCACGGUAGCCUUAACAGAUGCUAGUGCAGUAAAGCACCAACCAGAACUUAAGGAAGCGUUGGCUGCACGGAGUGAGAUUAUGAUUCACGGGCUACAACAUCGUAAUCGUGCUGUUGAUGGAGAUGUAGUCGUAGUACGUCUUUUACCCCGUGUUCAUUGGAAAACUGUUUCAUCCGAUAUUAGUGCUCAAGAAAACUGUGCAGCUGAAUUUGUAAGUGAUUCAUCAAGUAUAUCCGGAAGCAAACCCAAUCAGGAUUGUCUUGAUUCAGAAACAUUAUCAAGAAGUCUGCCUUGUGGCUUUGUUGUUGGUGUUGUCAGUCGUAAUUGGCGUGAUUAUGUCUGUACAUAUGUUCCUAAAUCUACUGAAAGUGCAUUAGAUCCAAAAAGUGAAAGUGGAUGGAUAAUAGUUACUCCAUGGGAUCGUCGUAUUCCCCUCAUUCGACUGCAUACUACACAAAUUUCCAAGCUAACUCGUGAACGUUUCAUUGUACGAAUCGAUACGUGGGACUCGUAUUCAGCUUAUCCAAGUGGUCAUUUUGUUCAAACUCUAGGUUGCAUUGGCGAUUUGGAAACGGAAACACAAACCAUACUAAUUGAACAUAAUUUAAUUAUUCGAAAUUUUACUGAUGCACAGCUGAAUGAAUUAGCACCACUAAGUGUCCAACGCCCUUGGAAAGUUGAUCCCGAAGAAGUAAAGAAACGUCGAGAUCUUCGAUCGCCCACUAUUUCAGGAAAUCCAGAGUCCGAAGAUAUACUUAUCUUCAGUAUUGAUCCUCCUGGAUGUCAAGAUGUAGAUGAUGCUUUGUCCGUUCAAUGGUUACCACCUAUCGUCGAUGAAUAUGGAAAAGAACAUAAACGUUUGCAACUGGGAGUACACAUAGCUGAUGUUAGUUAUUUUGUUCCAUCUGGUAGUUAUAUUGAUAGUGAAGCUCGAAGACGUUCAACCAGUAUUUAUUUAGCUGAUCGUCGGUAUGACAUGUUACCAGGUUUGUUAAGCGGAGACUUAUGUUCUUUAUGGAGCGGGCGUGAUCGCUAUGCUGUUAGCGUAUUAUGGGAAAUAGAUAUGGAUUCAUUCGAUAUCUCAAAUAUAUGGUAUGGUCGUACGGUAAUCCAUUCAAACUAUAAGUUAACCUAUGAACUUGCUCAACGCAUAUACGACUCAGUCACUGCAGAAAACAUUUCAUCGAAUAGCUUUGCAAUGGAAGAGCUUGUUAAGAAGUUAGGUGGAUUGGAGGCUGUUAAAAAUGAUAUACCUGAAUUAAAAGAAUUAAACCGGGUAGUUUUUACGUUUCAUAAUAUAUACCUGUUACGUUCGUUUUUUUUGUGUUCAUUGAUCGAUACGUCUUAUCAAUUUAGUGCAAAGCCAUAACUUUACACAGGUGUUAGCGGGACAUAGACUGGAUUAAAGCAUGCUCAAUGCACGAUUACUUUGUUGCACGCUGAUUGGCUAAUUAGCUAAUCCUUAUCCAAUCAGCACUAGUCGAUGGUUGAGGAUUACUCUAGAAUCUUCUCAUGUAAAAACUAUAAAUAUACUAACAUUUUCCCUAUUGUGCUUCUUACUUGCAUCUUACUUCCAUCUAACCUUGUUAUUUGGAAUAUAAUCUCUUUCCUGUUCAACCGUGUUCUGAUUUUGGGACUUGUCGAGUGAUUGGUGUCCAAGAAUAUUAAGCAAUAGGUAUAGCUGGGUCAUACCGUAAGAAGAGAGAUUAUAACAACAGGCUUACACUUUGUAAUGUCAAGGUUUCUCAUUUUAUGAACUUAUACUUCAUUGAUAUCACUAGUUGUUUUCAAACUUUGUUGAAAAUCAAAUUCAUAACGAGCAGUAGUAGAAGGUGCGACAAUUGAAUAAAUUAUAAGUAACAAUCAUGUCUAUAAACGUAUUACACCAUUGAUUUUGUAGUCAAAUGAAGAUAGUUGAAUAAAAGUCAGAGUGAGUCGACUUUUGAGGUAUAAAGCAUAUUACGAUUUAUUAUUGGGGUUUUUUAUGCACAUAAGUAACAGAUCUUUAACAUUAUUGGUACCGAACAAUAAGUGCAAAUUUAUUCAUAUUAUUCGAUAGUCGUGAUUAUAUUUUACCAAGGGGAGGUGAAUGUGAUCAAAUUGACCAGAAAAUAAACCUAUUCAAUUUUCAGUUUACUAAGAUAGAAACCAGUCAUUGAGACCCAGCAAGAUGUGCGUGACUUCAUGGCCAAUAUAAAAAAUAAGCUAGGAAUAAAUGAAUGUGAUGGUGUUAAUACACUACUUGAGUAAUAAGUACAUAACAUGUUCCUGAGCACCAAUUUAAAGGUACUAUGAACAUCAAACUUCUGUAAAAAUUUGGUAGAAGACAAACGCUUCAUAAACGGUUUAAGGAUUUGAUUCUACCCUAUUUAGUGUUGUGGAUGCGUACUAUUGUGUUGAUUUCAAACUUGCAAGUACACAGACCGAGUUGUCAGUUAUCCUACAACUAUUUUUUUCAUUGCCGAAUGUUUUAAACUCUGAAACCCAGUUAUAAAGUGGUACAUAUGCUAUAAAGUCAUAUUUUCUUAAGUUAUAAAGAAAUAUAAUAAAGUUUAAAGUGAAAACUUGUACUACAUUUAUAAAGUUCUACUAUCUAACUUUUUUCUUUUUUUCCUAAGUACAUAAAAUUAUAUACAUUUCUUACAUAAACUGUUUUAUGAUAUUCUUCACUUACAUGCUUAAAAAUACUUGCAUGAUUCGCAAUGUUUGUUUCAUAGUUAUGUAGUAUACCAUUGUGGGCCAGGGUAAUUUUACAUUGGUUUUCAGGAGAACCAGACACCAUCCGGACUUUCACGUAAAAACCCAAACAGUACAGCUCAACCCCGUUUAGCAGGGGAACCAGACACCGUAUAGGCUUUAACGCUACAAUCUGAAUAGUACAGCUCAAUCCUGUGGCGCAACCACACAGGUACCAAGCACCCUGGUGGACCAAAUGUUUGUUUCAGUAUCAACAAAUUAAGUUUCUUUAUGUGUUGUUGGAAUUAAUUUAUAAUGAAAUAAGCAUCGUUUGGUUCUAUGCAAUAUGGUUUUGAAAACUAUCCCUUUUACUCAAGUUUAUUUAAACUUAGUUACUAUAUUUAAGUAUUCAUCAAUGUUUUUAUAUUAGUCUUUGGGAAUUAUUCAAAUGGUAAUGGUGAUACAAAAUUAGACUUAGAAAAACUUUUCAUUUAUUAAAUGUAAGAAUAGUUUUAUUGAGUUAUGUCAUUAUUUCAUAGUAAUGAUUUAUUGUUUUAAAUAAUUAUCAAAGGAUGAAUGUUUAACUGCUUUGGACAAGCUUAGUAAAUCUAUUUUACUAUUGAUUGAUAUUGCCUCCAAUAUUCGUGAACGUCGACUUGCUAAAGGAGGUUUAGAACUUGAAAGUGUAGAAGUUAGUGUUCAAUUUGCCAAUCCUGAAACACGUACUGGAAAACUAGAGGAUUUGAUUCCAAAAGAGCCCCUUGAAAUGCACAAUACAGUAGCGGAGCUAAUGAUAUUUGCAAACCAUUGGGUUGCACGUCGAUGUGUAGAAUAUUAUCCUGAUCGCGCUUGUCUACGUCGACAUCCACCUCCGCGUCCGGAAUAUUUCGAUGAAGUUAAACGCUGUAUAGCUUAUCGAGGUUUUGUUUUAGACACAAAUUCCAAUCUUUCACUAGCGAAUUCCUUAAAAAAUGCAUCAGAUCCUAAUGAUCCCGAGGUUAACAAGGUGGUACGUCAACUUGUUACACGUGCAAUGACAAAUGCACUAUAUUUCUCAACUGGUUCAUCAAAUAUGACACAAGAUCAGUUUUCCCAUUAUGGCUUAGCCCUUAAUUUGUAUACACAUUUCACAUCGCCUAUACGACGUUACGCUGAUAUAAUUGUUCAUCGCCUUCUGCUUGCUUCAUUAGGAGACUAUAGGUCACUGACAACAACACAAAGUGAACUCAACUCAAAAAAUACUGAAUUAGUCACAAUUUUAGAAAAUAAAACCGACGGGUUAUUCUCUUCUGAAGAAUUAGCUUCUAUUUGCAAUCAUAUGAACGAACAACACUGGGCUGCUCAGCAAGUUCAACGAUCCAGUUUAGAAUUAUUUCAAGCUUUGUUCUUUAAAGAUAAACCAGUUGAUGAUCCAUCUCGAUAUGCAGAAGGAAUCAUUUGUCAGUUAAGAGGCACAAAUGGAUUUAUUGCCUUUGUUCCCCGAUACGGUAUCAGAGGUGCAGUUUGCAUAAAAAACGCGGAUGGUCACAUAGCAUGGGUUGAUCAUACAACACCCAAUACUGGUAACAUUCAUUGGUUACAAGAUGUCCAAAACAUAGUGAUUGGACGUGUUCAUUCAUCCGAACGAUCAGAUUGUGGGGUUUUAGAAGUCCGCAACUCCAAAACUAAUGAAUGUCAACAGUAUCGUAUGUUUGAUCAUGUCUUAUUAAAAAUAUAUAUCAGUGAGACUAUUGCUCAUGGAUUAAAUAUACGAUUGGAACUUGUAGGUCUCCCUAAAACAACAAAUGAUUCUAGAGGUAAACUAAUAACGGCUCAUACAACAACAGGAAAUCAUUCAGUCUGUACACCGAGUUUGAAUACAAAAUUAAUAAAGGAUGUACAAGAUAUAGAUGCUGAAAGACGUCAAAAACGCGAAGUGAGUGAUCAGGAACAUGUUGAUGUUUCAAAACGCAAGCAGUUGAUUGCACAAUUACAUGAUUGUUCUUCAGUAUAUCACCGAUUUCAUAAACUUCUACGUCAGUCUAAUGAACAUGAGAUGGAAACUAACUGAUUUCUGAAUUUCUUGUCAUGCUUCAACUUCAUUUCGAUUAAAAAUAACUUUUCUGUUAAGUGGGGAACAAUUUCAUUGUAUAAAGUCACAUGAAUUUAGUACACUAUAUGGCUUGUUUAGUUAAAAAUGUUAUCCAUUUCUUUUACUAUAAAAUAUCGCACUUCAUUUGAAAGAUGAUUACAUCCGACUGGACUCUGCUGUAUAUGACUUUUUACAUGGCGUACUGAAAAAAUACAUGAUUUGUAAUGUGCUCUGAAAAAACCAUCUUCAUGAACUCAGUGUCAAUUUAUAUUACCCGCUUUCCAAAAUGUUUACCUAGAUCGUCAGUGACUGAAGGAAAGCAUUAUAUGGGAUAAUAUAGUUUCUUAACAAUUUACUUGUUAGAUAAAUUUCAAUUUUUGUUCUUGGUUCCUUGACUCUUCCAUUCAACUAACUAAUUAAUCUAAUUCUCUUAGGGUUUUUUCACUUUGUAGAGGUGUUCUCAUGCCUUUGUAGUACCUCAUUUACACCUAAAGACUGAUGUUUUAUUUUCUGGUGCAUGCUCGAUUUGUUUCCUUGAGUCAAGAGUAGUCCGUCUGCUACGCUAAAUCAAUGUAACUACUGAAACUGUAUGAUUAUGUGGAAUCCUUCACGUAUAACUCGUGAAUACUGAUUUCCAUUCCUACUUUUAAGUUAUUCAUGGCUUUUCAACUUCGUCCAUGGUUGGAAGCAUAGUGUCAAAUACCGAUUACGUUCAGAAAUGAACUUUGGCGUAGUUGAAGGACAUUUGAAUUGUUCCUUCAAGUGUUGUGCUCAUGGUUUUAGUUUCAAGCAGAUGUAUAUUUUCCGUUAGAAUGCAGCUACUAACUGAUUUCACUGUGUCAUAUUUGGUGAGUUUAUACAGUUAUUCGACGUGAUCUAAUAUUGGCUUACCAUAUAAUCGAUGAUUUUGGUACCAUUAUUUCCUACUCUCCCACCCAAAACUGACCAUUUAAGGGAAUAAUGCAUAAACCCAAAGGCAUCGUCUGUGUUUACUUUUUUUCAUUGGCUCGUAAGUUACUCUAGACUAUCAUCUUGUGGUGCACUCGUCAGUAUGACGUGGAAGAUGACAUCAACUUAGAAACUGUAGACAUCUUGAAUGUUUAUUCUGUUAAGCGGAAUCAAAUAUUUACACAAGAGGAAAGUACAAUCACCACAGCAGCAAAUGGAGGUUUGAAGAAGAUUCACUUCUCUCCUAAAACUCUAUUAGAAAAACUGAAGUCCUUGAUGUUACACAAGUUACUAAACUUUCAUUAUUAAUCCCAUAGUCUUAAAUCAGG
This is a messenger RNA of Schistosoma haematobium, 7000 nucleotides long. RefSeq names its product DIS3 mitotic control, variant 2. Gene Ontology annotation, biological process: rRNA catabolic process. Bases 99 to 2345 code for a protein of 748 amino acids. The transcript is spliced from 17 exons. NCBI's taxonomy places the organism in Eukaryota, Metazoa, Platyhelminthes, Trematoda, Strigeidida, Schistosomatidae. The record is from RefSeq and is a predicted model, not a curated record. Gene Ontology annotation, molecular function: RNA binding; 3'-5'-RNA exonuclease activity. Gene Ontology annotation, cellular component: cytoplasmic exosome (RNase complex).